Phragmites australis (common reed) is the source of this 4414-nucleotide messenger RNA. Its product is annotated as PHD finger protein EHD3-like. The transcript has 6 exons. NCBI's taxonomy places the organism in Eukaryota, Viridiplantae, Streptophyta, Magnoliopsida, Poales, Poaceae. The record is from RefSeq and is a predicted model, not a curated record. The coding region runs from base 2439 to 4139 and encodes 566 amino acids.
UUGGGCCCUCUCUCUUCCUUUUGUCCUUUUGACCGAUACGGCAUCUGUCGAAAAUUUGGCUUACUGGCAAUGAAAAGGGACCUGAAAAGUAUGGGACAUAAUUUUUUAUAACCAUAGCGCCCUUUGUAGAGGAAAAGAACCAUAUGCAUUUGGAGAGUACUUUUGUAACUUUCUAAUGCUUGCUACUCCUUUGCACCGUAGCCCUUUGAACCAGACAACCCCCUUUUGUAGCAUUAAAAUGGUUAGAAAAGAGUUUCUCGUCUCCCCAUCCCCAAACCAACUCUUGUUUCCCAAACUUUUGUUGGGUCAAGUCUCUCCCACCCCCCUAAAGCCCAAAUCUCGCUUUAGGUUCUUAGGGCUCACCGAAAUCGCAGAUAUUGCUUUGAAAGAACAAUAUAUAUGAAUAAUAUAACUCAAAGGCACGAUAUUAAUGGAACAAUAUAAGAUGGUAAACACCUUUGUUAUUUUUGUCUAACCUAAUUUAUUCAAAAACGCUAUAUUCCGGUAGGGACAACUGUCUUACCAGUUUCGAUAACUGAAGACUUGUUGUAAUUUAAAAAAAAACAUCGUGGAUAACAUGUAGUAGGCAUUAACUGAUAAUACAUUUUCAUGCAUGUUUGGUUAUAACCUGUUUCUAAUCUAAUCCCCACAUGUUUCUUCUCUCACACAGUUACACUCUACUUCUCUAUCACUUUUAUUUUCCCCGCGCUGCAUGGCAAGGCAUACAUAGUACAUCGAACCAACCUAGGAAUCAUACUUAGCGAAUACUUGCCUACCCUCUUUUUUCGGCCACCCUCUCUACUCCCCUUUGGUUGCUGCUCCUAUAUGGUGUGAUGAGCCCUGACCUAGCCUGUGUCUUGGUUAUGUCUUGAUCGGGUGAAAUUGGUGUCAUUGUAGAAGUAGGAGGAGAAGAAGAAAAGGAAGAGUAGUGUUAUUUAACCUAGAUGUCUAACAAUGAGAGGAGGGUAGAAAGGCACGAUAUUUAUGGAACAAUAUAGAUGAGUAAUCGAAGAUUGUAUGUUAAAAUUAAACAACUUUGUUAUUUUUGUCUUACCUAAUGUAUUAAAAAAACGCUAUAUUCCAAUAGGGGCAACUGGCUUACCUGUUUCAAUAAUCGAAGACUCGUUGUAAGUAAAAAAAGACCCACCGCAGACACCAUGUAGUAUGCAUUAACUGAUAAUACAUUUUCAUGCAUGUCUUGUUGUAACUGAUUUCUAAUUCCCACAUGUUUCUUCUCUCACGCAGUUACGCUCUACUUCAUCGUCACCUUUAUUUUUCUUGCACUGUAUAGCAAGACCUACAUAGUACAUCGAAAUGCCACAAACUAGCCUAGGAACCAUACUUAGCGAAUCCUCACCUACCCUCUUCCUUCGGCCUCCCUCUCUCCCCUUUGGUUGCUACUACUAUGUCAUGUGACAAUCCCUGACCUAAUCUAUGCCUUGGUUAUGUUGCGACCGGAUGAAAUUGGUGCAUGGUAGAAGGAGAAGGAGAAGAAGAGGAAGGAUGUUAUAUAAACUAUAUGUCUGAUAAGGAGGGGAGGGUAGAAAGUGUGAUAUUUAUGGAACAAUAUAUAUGACUAAUCGAAGAUGGUAUGUUAAAAUUAAACAAUUUUGUCAUUUUUGUCUAACAUAAUUUAUUAAAAAAUGCUAUAUUACGGUAGGGACAACUGUCUUACCAGUUUUGAUAAUUUAAGACUGGUUGUAAGUAAAAAAAGACCCAUCACAAAUAACAUGUAGUAGGCAUUAACUGAUAAUAUCUUUUCAUGUAUGUUUGGUUCUAACUGAUUUCUAAUCUAAUCUCCACAUGUUUCUUCUUUCACGUAGUUACGCUUUAUUUCCCCAUCACCUUUAUUUUCCCGCGCUGCAUGGCAAAGUCUACGUAGUACAUCGUUGUGCCACGAAGCAACCCAGAAACCAUACUUAGUGAAUCCUCACCUACCCUCUUUUUUCGGCCUCCCUUCCCUUUGGUUGCCGCUCCUACGCUACAUGAUGAGUCCAAACCUAACGUGUGCCUUGGUUAUAUCGCGAUAAAGUGAAAUUGGUGUUAUUGUAGAAGGAAAAGGAGAAGAAGAAAAAAAGAAGUGGAAGGAUGUUAUUGAACGUUUAUGUCUGACGGAGGGGAGAGGGCGCCCACAGCCUCUGAGCCUGCGCUGUUUUCCGUUUCACAAUUCCUUUUCCCCGCUCCUCCAUUUGGGAGUUCAUCCAUCCUCCCUCCCGCUCCUCCACCCCUCACUCACCUCGCCGCUCCGGCGUGGCAGCGGUUUCCUCUUUUGCUCUCGCCCUCCCACCCCAAAACGAGAUCUUUAAAUCCCCCCGAACCCUAGCCCACAACUCCUCCUCCUCUUCCUUGCGCCGCCUCACAAUCCUCCUCUUCUCCUCAAAAUCCAUUCCGAUCUCGCCGUCGUUCCUCGGGCUGGGACAUGCUUUAGCCAGCCGCCCAUGGCCUCCGAGGGCGCCGCCAGCCGCCGCCCGCCCCUGGCACCGCCUCCCAGGCGCAGAGCCGUGGGGGACCAGCAGCCACCCGACGUCCUCACCUACAAGCGCCGCUGCCGCGGCACCAACUCCAACUCCAGCGCCGUCAACCCCGGCUCCGACAUGGCUCAGAUGAGCAUGGUAGGAGCACGCAGCAGCAAUUCAAAGCAAGAAGCGCUGGCCAGGCACUGGAGAAGCCGGAGGGACACGUUGGAGGGCUUCUUGCAGUCCCCCGGUGUGAGUCAGAGCUCUGGAGGAAUUCAGAGCUGCAUCCGUGAAGCGCUCAGAUAUAACGGUUGCCAGCCCCUGCAACAACUCAAUAGUCCUGUCACACAGGGGAACCUAGCUAACAGCCAAGGUGAAGCCCAAGAGAACCCUAGUGGAUUGGUACAUGGUAAAGAGAAUAAUGGCACCUUGGUUCCGUCUGGAGAUGGAACUGCAGCAUCUUUGGAAGCCAACAAGGCAAUGUGCAACAAUGCUCUAUUUGACAUUUUAGUCUCGGAGAAGUUUGCCUUCUUGUGUGAUUCGCUAGCUGCAACUUUCCAUGUCAAUAAGCCUGAUGAGGUGAUUGGGUUGGAAAAAAUUGAUGCGAGGAUGAGAAAUGGAGACUAUGCACAUAACCCUACACUGUUUGACCAUGAUAUCAAGCAGAUAUGGGAGAAGUUUGAACAAGUUGGCCGAGAAAUGGCUGGUCUGGCGAGCAAUCUUUCAGUUAUUUCACGAGCUUCUUAUCAGAAGCAGGCUUCUGGACUUUCAGAAAUUGAUGUGACUGAGCACAAGACAAAGGAAACAAGUUUGGUUGGUGUUGCCCACAAAGUCCCGAGGGAGUCGACUCCCACAUGCGAUUCUGGCCAUUCUACCAUACCAAAGCAAACUGAGACAUCUAGACUGGAAGGAAAUCAGACUUGCAAGGAUUGUGGCAAGAAGGCAGACAGUGAAGGGAGAAUUAUCUGUGAUGGAUGUGAAGCCACAUACCAUGUUUCAUGUCUCAAGCUUGCCAUUGAAGAUGUCCCAGUGAAAUGGUACUGUCCCACCUGCAUUGAAUCAAAUGUAGUUGCUGCAAAGAAUAAUGGUAGUGGAAAAUCACAUGAAGACUGUAAUGGAUGUGACUGGCUUGACAUCACCAAGCCAGAAGAACGUCCUGAGGUUGUUAGCAAAACUGAGUUAGCUGACGAAACACAGGAGAGCGCAGUCGCAAGCCUGGAGGAAGAUAGUGAACCGGACCUCUCGACAACUGCCCUUUCAAACUUGUGCAAACAUUGUGGCACAUGCGAAGAUGAAGACAAGAAAUUCUUGGUAUGUGGUCAUCCUUACUGCGCUUAUAAGUUUUAUCACAUCCGAUGCCUGAAAGAAAGCCAGCUUGCAAUGGAGAAGCAGAAAAACCGAUCAUGCUGGUACUGCCCAUCUUGCAUUUGCAGAGGCUGCUUCAGGGACAAGGAUGAUGACUAUACAGUCUUGUGUGAUGGUUGUGAUGAUGCUUAUCACAUAUACUGCAUGAAACCAGCGCGCACUUCUAUCCCCAAAGGUCAGUGGUAUUGCACAUCAUGUAGCUUGCUCAGGGCAACGGGCGGAUUGCAAAAGUAUGAGAAGUUGAUCGUGCGGAGUGUGAAGCAUGUUUCUGAUGCCAAGCGGUCGAAAGUUUUGCUAGGUGAUGCUCCAGAAAAAUAACUAGCAGGAUAACAGCACUCUGGAUCAGCUUCAGAGCUUUUGCUUUGACAUGCUUAGGCGAAAAGAAAGGAUUCUUUGGUCCCUCUGAAGGGGUAUACUCUGACUUGAAUAAUUGGAUCGGUUGUGUAGUUUGUUUCCUGCCGUUGGUAUCUACAGGAAGAACUGUUGCCUGGUGAAGAUGGUGCUGUAUGGAUGCGUAGCCGGAUGAAAUGUCCAUUCCUUUGUUCCCCUGUCGAAUUUCUAUGACAAUUCUGAGACGUUGUUGUUGUGCUGUU